Messenger RNA from Aegilops tauschii subsp. strangulata, 702 nucleotides. NCBI's taxonomy places the organism in Eukaryota, Viridiplantae, Streptophyta, Magnoliopsida, Poales, Poaceae. The record is from RefSeq and is a predicted model, not a curated record.
AUGCCCGUACGGGCGCGGGUGACCGGACCGGCCACAGGCGCCGGGGGGGGGGGGGGGGGCGCCGAGGGGGCCGCGGGCACCGGGGGUGCUGGGGGGGCCGCGGGCGCCGAGGGGGCCGCGUGCGCCAACGUCGAGGGCGCCGGAGGAGCCGCGGGGGCCGCGGGCGCCAACGUCGGGGGCGCCGAGGGCACCAGCGCCGUGGCUGCAGCCACCAGGGCCAGGAAGAAGAGAACUUUAGAUUCUGAGGAUGAGGACUAUGUGGCUGAAGAGGAAGAGGCCAUCUCAAAGAAGAAAGUUCUGAAAAAGGAAUAUGGCACAGCUGCUGCAACUAAGCCAGGAAUGAAGACAAAGGUUCCUGCCAAGAGAGUUCCUAUGUCAAAGGCUAGAACAUCCACUCAAGAAACUUUGGAAUCUGCACCCAAAGAACAGGUUGUGGCAGAGAAGAAGAGGAAAGAAAGGGUCAAGAAAACCACUGCCAGAGUAAUUGGGAAGCCCUCAAUGAUGGAAGAUGAAGAGGUUACUGCACCAGCACCUAAAGAUCAAAAGCUCAUGGGAGAUGCUAUAAGAUCAGGGGCUGCUCCAUCUAAGCCCAAAGAAGCUCCCAAGGCAGCUGCUCCAAAACCCAAAGCUGCACCCAAGAGGAGUACCAGGAACAUCCCAGCUGCAGAGAAGAACAAGGCCCAGUGCCUGAAGCUGCUAUAG